AUGAAACAAUCCGAAAGUGCGCACCUCAACCAUCCCUGGCCUCCCUUCAUAAAUCAGACACCUAAUUUACAGCUGGACACUUUAGAUUUUUCUGACCUAUGGGAUGAAGAAGAUCUGGAUUUGGACAUUGCUGAUGAUGAGUCUUCUCAACACAAUUUACAUUCCAGUCAAAACCUAAAAUACCAUUUUGAUACAACAGUAACUCCACCAGCUCCUCCAUUGGCUCCCCCUCUUCCUCAAGCCAAUCCGGUUCCCCUGGAUGUAGGUCGCCGAACACUGAGGCUACACUGGAAGGAGUUGGCGAGUUUGCAACCCCUGCCUAGGGUCAGUCGCUUUGGGCAGCAGUCGAUUUGGGCUUCUUUGGAACCAGUAAAUCUGGACACCAACAGGCUUGAGUAUCUGUUUGAGAGCAAGAGCGGCAGCAGCAAGGCUUUCUCAGCUAGGAUGGGUGGCACACGGAAUCAACCAUGUGUGUCAGUGUUGGGUGUAAAGCGCAGUAAUAUCAUCACCAUAGCCCUGAGCAGCCUUCCUCCUCCUCACCUGCUUCCUCCAGCCAUCUACAACAUGGACUCCAGUGUACUAGACCGGGAGGAUUUACAGAGGCUGCAGUCCCUGGUCCCGUCUGAGGAAGAGCUGAAUUUGAUUAAGGAGGCAAGUGCUCAGGCACCACGUUUACCUCUGGCUCCCGCUGAGCAAUGCCUUCUUAUCCUGGGAAACGUCACUAACCUGAGCUCAAGGCUCCAACUCUGGUCCUUUGCACUGGACUACGAUACACUGGAGAAGGAAAUUGCAGAGCCACUGUAUCAUCUGAAGCUUGCAAUGGAACAGAUGGCAACCAAUCAGACGUUUCGCUGUAUACUUGCUACUGUGCUUGCCAUUGGGAAUUUCCUAAAUGGAUGCAAGGCUAAAGGAUUUGAACUGAGUUACCUGGGAAAGCUCUCACAGGUGAGGGACACGCACAGCCGACAGCCUCUGUUGCACCACGUCUGCGUAUUACUACUUCAGCUAUACCCACAAUCCUCAGAUCUGUACUCUGACAUUACAGCUGUCACACGGGCCAGUAAGUGUGACUACUUGCAGGUUCAGGCUGAUCUCUCGGCUCUGGAGGCUCUUUGUAAAGCAUCCUGGAAGAAGCUGCGUCAGAUAACGAAGGAUGAUGAGAGGAAGGGAGCUGGACGAGUACAAGGGGAGAAGCGUGGGGCCAGUGAGGCAUGCUUCUACAAGAAACUACCACAGUUCCUGAAGGAGUGUGGCGAAAGGCUGACGGUACUCAGAGCAGUCCAUCGGAGGGUCAUUAACAGGUUUCACUCAUUCCUUCUUUACCUGGGCUAUUCACGGUCCAUGGUGAGGGAAAUGAGUGCGGAUGCAUUCUGCAAAAUCGUCAACGACUUUGCUCUAGAGUACAGAGCGACCCGCAAUGCCAUCCUUCAGCAGAAAGAAAGGGACCAGGAACGGGAGAAAGAGAGAGGAAAAGAGGAAGGGAAAGGAAAAGGUGGCUCUACUUCCAAAACUAAAGAAAAGGCUCAACAAAGCCCUUCUCAGGACAGUGUGGAGCAGUCGAUGCUGGAAGAAGUUUUGAAGACUCCUGAGUCAUCCUUUCGCUUCGACACCAGUCUGCCACGUCACCGCAGCAAGACGCCAAACCUCAGAGGUUCUAUUUCACAAAGACUGAAGUGGUAAAGAGAAAUGCUUGGGUUUUUCAAAUAUGUCAUUUUUAACCUGUUAAAAUGUGUAAAGCUGUAGCUCCCAUUCACAGAUACA
Messenger RNA from Trichomycterus rosablanca, 1761 nucleotides. Its product is annotated as FH1/FH2 domain-containing protein 1. Gene Ontology annotation, cellular component: cytoskeleton; cytoplasm. Gene Ontology annotation, biological process: cortical actin cytoskeleton organization. NCBI's taxonomy places the organism in Eukaryota, Metazoa, Chordata, Actinopteri, Siluriformes, Trichomycteridae. The transcript is spliced from 9 exons. Gene Ontology annotation, molecular function: actin filament binding. The coding region runs from base 1 to 1680 and encodes 559 amino acids. The record is from RefSeq and is a predicted model, not a curated record.